Molecule: messenger RNA, 1542 nt
Organism: Trichogramma pretiosum
Lineage: Eukaryota; Metazoa; Arthropoda; Insecta; Hymenoptera; Trichogrammatidae
Product: flavin-containing monooxygenase FMO GS-OX-like 4
Exons: 6
Coding region: 154-1446 (430 amino acids)
Molecular function (GO): N,N-dimethylaniline monooxygenase activity; flavin adenine dinucleotide binding; NADP binding
Source: RefSeq, a predicted model, not a curated record
UCACUUUGCUAUGCUUCAUAAUGAUAAUUACGUAUUAAAAUAAAUAACCAUCCAGUGGAAACAGUUGAAAUAUUUAAUAUAAUAAUAUACUAUAUUUUUCUUGGCAUGAUUAGACAUUAAGAACAUUCAUAAUAAUCACUUGCGACAAACGAAAUGAGUGAAAAGAUCAAGGUGUGUGUAAUAGGUGCAGGUGCAGCGGGUUUAUGCGCUGCACGUCACUUGGCGGGAGAUCCAGAUACAUUUGAAUUCGUAUUAUUUGAGAAAUCUACUGACGUCGGUGGAACUUGGACUUAUGUGGAGGAAGUUGGCCGGGAUAACUAUGGUUUGCCUAUACAUUCCAGCAUGUAUAAAAAUCUCAGGACAAAUUUGCCAAAAGAAAUCAUGAGUUUCCCCGAUUUUCCUGAAAUAAAAACUGAUGGUACGGACAGCUGUCUUUUACAUUCUGACAUUUUAAAAUAUUUGAAAGAUUAUUCUCAACAUUUUCAAUUGCAUGAUUUUAUAAAAUUUGAAACGCUUAUCGAAAGGGUAAAAUUAGUGACAGUGAACAAUGAAGAAAAGUGGAAAGUUGACACUCACGAAUUAACAACAUCCAAAAAAGAAAGUUUAUACUUUGAUGCAGUCAUGAUAUGUAACGGGCAUUAUUUCGAUCCAUACAUUCCAAGCAUUCGUGGACUCGAUAAGUUCAAUGGUGAAAUAAUACAUAGUCAUAAUUAUCGAAUACCCGAAGCUUUUUUAGAUAAAAAAGUAAUAGUAUUGGGAGCCUCUAGUUCCGGAAUCGAUAUAGCUUUCGAGUUAAUUGGUAAAGCUUCACAUGUUUAUUUGAGUCACAAUAACUCCAGAUUAAGCAUAGCGGAUUCGGAUGGUUUUACCCAGGUUCAGGGCAUCGAUAGAUUCGAAAAUGACAAAUUUAUUUUAAAAGACAAAACAGCAAUUGCAGCUGACGUUCUUAUGCUUUGUACGGGCUAUAAAUUUUCAUAUCCCUUCCUCGACGAUAAUUGUGGCAUUUCUGUCGAUGAUAAUUACGUUAGCCCACUUUACAAACAUUUGAUCAAUAUCACACGCCCGACUAUGUGCUUCAUUGGAAUUCCUACCGUAGUUGUACCUUUUCCUAUGUUUCAUAUGCAGGUUCAGUAUUUUUUAUCGGUGCUCAAAGGUAAAAGGUUGCCCUCGAAAGACGAUCAGAUUGCCGAUUCGAAUUCAAGCAUUGCCAAUGGUACAGUAGCCAAACGUCACGCGCACAAAUUAAGUCACAAUCAGUGGGCUUACAACGACGAUUUGGCGCAAGACGGACAAUUUCCAGCUCUACCGGAUUAUUACAGAUCAGGAUACGAGGCAUGGUGGACCAAAAAACGGGCCAAUCUUCGAGAUUACAAAAAAUUUUGCUUGGUCAUUGACAAAAAAGACGAUGGUUCGAGCUCGGUACAAGUUGUCGAUCCACGAAAUUGAUUCAAAAUAAAAUAUGCAUAUAAUAAUGAACGUAUAUACAAAUGAGCGUUGUGUUUGUGAACUUCAUACCGAUCUCGUGGACGAAUAAUCCUUCAA